AUGCAGCAUUUCGGGCGCCUGCCGCGCCCCCGCGCACCCGGCGCGCCGCCGCCCGCCGACGGCAGCGCGCCCCGGGCCUCGCGCCCGGCCCCGCCGCGCCGCCCGCGAUGCCAUCACCCGCACCUCCAGCAUGGCCACGUGCCCGGCUCCAUGUCACGUACGCUGCAGUACAAGAAAAUCACGAAGCCGCUGCUGGAGCGCAAACGUCGAGCCCGCAUCAACCGUUGCCUGGACGAGCUGAAGGAGCUGAUGGUGGGCGCGUUCGAGGCGGAGGGCGAAAACGUGGCUAAGCUGGAGAAGGCCGACAUCCUGGAGCUGACGGUCCGCCACCUGCAGAAACUGCACGAAGCGGGCAGGUUGGCGCCGCCGCUGUCCCCGCCGCCUGGCGGCGCCACCACCGCUGACGCCGUCGCGCACGCCACUCGCUUCCAGGCGGGCUUCAGCCGGUGUGCGGCCGAGGCGGUGCGGUACCUGCUGACGGCGCCCGGCCUGGACGCGGAGCUGGGUCGGCGCUUGGUGCGACACCUGGCGGCGAGAUGCCUCGGCCCCGCCCAUGCCCCCGCCUCGCCCUCGCCCUCGCCCUCGCCCACGCCCUCACCAACGCCGUCCUCGCCGACGCCGUCCUCGCCGACGCCAUCCUCGCCCGCGCCUUCGCCGUCGCCGCCUCCGGCACACGAAGACGACGGCGACGACGCCGGCCCCGUGUGGAGGCCGUGGUAG
This is a messenger RNA of Gryllus bimaculatus (two-spotted cricket), 720 nucleotides long. NCBI's taxonomy places the organism in Eukaryota, Metazoa, Arthropoda, Insecta, Orthoptera, Gryllidae. The record is from the annotation of a GenBank genome assembly.